Funneliformis mosseae is the source of this 342-nucleotide messenger RNA. The record is from the annotation of a GenBank genome assembly. NCBI's taxonomy places the organism in Eukaryota, Fungi, Glomeromycota, Glomeromycetes, Glomerales, Glomeraceae.
UAUUUGAUAGAUAUGGAAAUUGAUAACGAAGAAAUGAGUUUUGAUUCACUUGGUUCUCAAUUAUCUCAAAAAUCAACCAAAACCAUCUAUGCGAAAUUAUUUAAGUUAUCAAAAAAGACUUUUAUUUAUGAUGCACAAAAUAAAAUGAACAAUCAAGAAAUAGAAACAGAAACCUUUUUUAAUAUUAAUAAUCCUGCUAUUAUUAAACACAAAGGAAGACCUUCAAAAAAGCUCAAAUCAAAUGCUAAAAAGUCUGUAUCCAAGCAGGAAAAGCAAGUUUUAAGUAAUAGUACUAAUGUUAUAGAAAAAGAGACAAAUGAGACAAAUAGUACAAUGGGCUGA